Molecule: messenger RNA, 351 nt
Organism: Helobdella robusta
Lineage: Eukaryota; Metazoa; Annelida; Clitellata; Rhynchobdellida; Glossiphoniidae
Exons: 2
Coding region: 1-351 (116 amino acids)
Source: RefSeq, a predicted model, not a curated record
AUGCCGCUGUUGAAAAGGGACCCCGAGCUAGCGGCCUAUGACAGCAUGCCCGUGAUGACACCUUUCAUAGAAACUCCUUACACCAAAGUUAGUGCCCACUGGAUGACCUGGCAGAGAAGUCCCUGCGCCGAUUACGAAUAUGAUUGGAGUCUGUGUGCAUCCAGGGUUGGGGUCAAGGAGGGCAUGAAAGUCUGCAAGGAACUUUUUGAAGAUUUCAAUGAGUGUAUCUUUAGGAAUAAAUCAAUUGGAAGAUUCCAUGCAAUGCAAGCAGAGAGGAAGAAACAGGGGAGGCCAUAUUUGGAAAAACCGCCUAUGGACAGCAUUCGAACAUGGGUCAAGAAGGACAACUAA